Molecule: messenger RNA, 1202 nt
Organism: Bacillus rossius redtenbacheri
Lineage: Eukaryota; Metazoa; Arthropoda; Insecta; Phasmatodea; Bacillidae
Product: broad-complex core protein isoforms 1/2/3/4/5-like
Exons: 2
Coding region: 215-472 (85 amino acids)
Source: RefSeq, a predicted model, not a curated record
UUGGUGGUAAGGUAUGUCAUAGAAGAUUCUAAUUUCGUAAAACCUGAGAGGGUUCAAUUUUUGUUAUUUUUCUAUACAUGAAGUAAACAUUGUCCGAUCAAAUUUAAAUAUGAUAUCCAUUUGUACUUUUUGUUCGAUUUCCUAAGCUGCAAGUAAUUUUUUCAGGAAAAACAAUGGAAUGCAAAGAGGAUGUAUUACUGGUGAAGGAUAAACAAUGAAAAGCCGCGGCGAGUGUUCGAGCAAGGUGUGGCACAGCCGCUGCCCGUUCUGCCUCAAGGUCCUCCAUCGCACCAGCAUAGCCGUGCACGUGCGGGAUGUGCACCUGCCCACGGCCGCCGCGCCGUGCCUGGUGUGCCACCGCGUCUUCCGCACUCGCAACAGCCUCAAGAACCACAUGUCCGUGUACCACCGCGGCGUCAGCCUCCGCCCGUGUCAGGAGGAGGUGUCGGCGAGCCCGUCGGGAGACCAGUGACCGCCACGUUGGCUCACGACCGACCAGCAGAACUGUUCAAUUCUGCUCAUGCGAACAAAUCCAUAUAGUACUCCAACAGAUACACCAGCAGAACAAAAGGUUUCUCAGCGGACGCAAUCGCUAACACGUCAUGCCCGUACGAUGAGGGGUUGUGAUGCCUAUUCCUUCCUUCCUUUUCCCUGCACGACUCGAAUUUAUGAGCACAGAGGAGAUACCUAAAAUUAUUUGGACUCCGUUAAAGUUGUGGAGGUCUCCUGUGUUUAAUAAGCCUCCGUGCAUUGCGCCGUGUGACGUAAAACUCCGACAAAUCAAAUCCGGUGGACUGUACUAAGUGUGUACCCAGUGCCCUUCGAAAACAAGAAACUUCCAGGUGCCAUAUGAAUACUCACGACUAGGAAAAAAAAGUGCAAACUUUUGGCCUGGCUGUUUAAAAGUUUAAGUUUUACAAGUGAAUAUGUUCUCGUUUUGAGCAUUUAUGAAGGGUGGAGAAAUUUAAAUACUUUACAUUUCUCAUGUGCAGAUCAUCAAUUUUUUUUGUUGGGAUCGUGAUUUAACCAUAUCAUCAGUAAAAAUUUUAUUUUUAAAAAAAACUUUUACUGUUUGUGUUCCUUUUGUAACAUACUUUGUUUGAACUUUGGCAAGUAGAAGCUCAUUAUUUCACAUUUACUUGAAAAUUGUUCUGCUUGUAUGUUUAAGUGAUGUUACGUAUUUCCUUAAAAUUAAAAAAAAA